This is a messenger RNA of Hemibagrus wyckioides, 2626 nucleotides long. It is a transcript of the gene cldn19, whose product is annotated as claudin 19. The transcript has 5 exons. Bases 449 to 1105 code for a protein of 218 amino acids. Gene Ontology annotation, biological process: bicellular tight junction assembly; cell adhesion. The record is from RefSeq and is a predicted model, not a curated record. Gene Ontology annotation, molecular function: structural molecule activity. Gene Ontology annotation, cellular component: plasma membrane; bicellular tight junction. NCBI's taxonomy places the organism in Eukaryota, Metazoa, Chordata, Actinopteri, Siluriformes, Bagridae.
CAGCCCCCCUGAGCACCAGUACAGUAGUGCGACGAGAGCAGCUAUGCAGUGUGUACACCAGCUCUCAUCACCAGCCUGAUGCUAAACUUUGGCCAGCGCUGACUUCCAAGGUUUGUUCUCGAGUUCUUCUGGUUCUCCUAGCGUGGUGGAGUUGAAUGUAAGGAAAGCACAAAGCUCCAGAUGCCAUUGACUGAAGUGAACGCGAGCGAUAAGAGGACACACCGAGCAGGCAGAAAGUUUUCUGGAGGAAGAAACCAUUUCCUUUUGUUUUCUUUCUGAAGAACAUUGAUUGCUUUCCGCCAAGCAAGGAAACAUCAGUGCUCAAAGCGAACGUCUUUAUGGAAAAGCUCUUUGUGGCUUUUUUCUAGAACAGCAUUCUGAUUUGAAUUAAUAGAACUAAAGCCAGAAAAGACAAAAACAAAGAAGAAGAAGAAGAAGAAGUGUAAGGAUGGCGAAUUCAGGAUUUCAGCUCAUGGGCUACUUCUUGGCUCUGGGCGGCUGGAUCGGGAUCAUCUCCACCACCGUGCUGCCCCAGUGGAAGCAAUCUUCGCAUGGCGGAGAAGCCAUCAUCAUGGCAGUGGGGCUGUACGAGGGGCUGUGGAUGUCCUGCGCAUACCAGAGUACGGGGCAGGUGCAGUGCAAGAUCUUCGAAUCGCUGCUGUCCCUCGACAUCCACAUUCAGACAUGCCGAGCUCUGAUGGUCAUAUCUGUGCUGAUGGGCUUCAUUGGUGUUAUAGUGAGUGUAGUAGGCAUGAAGUGCACCAGGGUGGGUGACAACAACCCCGCCACCAAGGCCAAGAUCGCUAUAGCAGGAGGAGGCCUCUUCCUACUCGCAGGUUUGUGUACGCUGGUGUCCGUGUCCUGGUACGCAACACAAGUCUCCGUUCACUUUUUCGAUCCAAACACACCUCACAAUGCCAGGUAUGAAUUUGGCUCUGCCCUGUUUGUCGGAUGGGCGGCGGCCUGCUUGACGAUCCUGGGCGGCUCUUUCCUCUGUUGCUCCUGCGCUAACGAGGCCCGAGGCGGGCAGCAGUAUUACCGGCAAUCACAACCCUCCACUGGCAGAGAGGCUGAGUUAUUGAGCGAGACUAGUUUCCCAGACUGACCAAACCUCCCUGCCUUUACUCGAGGACUGGUCAAGCUCCGCUCUCUGUUUUCUGUUCCCUACUCUACUCUUCUACCUAGAUUUCAAAUUGUCUCUCUGCUAUACUGUACGCUGUGUCACGUCUUCCUUCUUUAAGUCAGAUCCUGAUGAAGAACAAAUGUGGGUCGAAGAAUUUUGUUUGAUGUUUGUGUAUGCUUGUGGUAUAUUAGUGUGUGUGUGUGUGUGUGUGUCUGGUUUAUCCGACGUCCCCCCCUAAAUCUUUGUUUCUAAGUGUCUACGCGUUAUUCUCUCCACUCUAACCCAGUAUGACAUUUUAUUUUCGUUUUAACUGCAAACUUAAACGUGUCUUUUUCUUUUAAAUUGCAGAGCAAAUGUUAAAAGUUCUCCACCAGACAAAGGGGAGCAGUUCUUGUAGUUUGGGAGAGGGGCGACUCCGUUGGUCUCACGCUGGGUUAGAUUUUGGCAACUGACAAGACACUCUCUUGGAAAUAGAUAAAGUAAAACAAAUGACGGAUAAUUGUUUAAUUUUGAGAAAAUAAAAAACGAAUGAAGACGAAGAGAAUUGACGUACUACUGUUAGAAAUGAUCUGUACUAUGAACCAUCAUGUACGUACUUCUGAAUGCAUUCUUAGAUCUAUCAAAAGACGUGAUAUUGUACUGUAAAGGCUCAGUGUUGCUCUAUAUGCCACUGAUAAAAAAAUUUCAACAUGGAGUGAGCCAAACGCAGAGAUUGUGAAAACUUCCUUCGAAAGAUUUUUUUUUUUUGUUGUUGUUGUAAAAUUAGACCACAGUUGUAUCUUUCAUGAGACUUGAUUCAGGGUACGUUAAUGAUGCAUUUGAUCAGUUAUGCAAGAUAUUCACUGUUGUUGUUGUUGUUGUUGUUGUUGUUGUGUAGCGUAAUAGCGUGUCAAUGCAUAACCAAGCUUUCACUUAGAUUUGACUUUUUUUUUUUAUCUCUAAUCUGAACAAGACCGAAAUGACUUUCCUGUUUAUUUUCGGAAUAUCCUUCAUUUUCAGAGGCUUCGUCCUCGAUGUAAUGAAGUUUUAUCGCGUUAUUGUAAAGUUUCGAUUAAAAUAAGACCCACACACACACACACACACACACACACACACACACACACAUACACAAACAUAGAACAGAUGCUUUCUGCUGUUGCUUGUUCGUUUUUUCUUUCUUUUUGCUCUCUCUCUCUCUCUCUCUCUCUCUCUCUCUCGCUCUCUAAAACAUUUAGUGCACAGAUGAUUUGUGGAGAUGAAAUUCGGACCCCUGACUCGCUCAGGUGUUUGGGUUCAGCUCACACUGAGACGCACUGGUCUACUUUUUCAUUAGAUGUCAUUCGUGUGUCACGGCUGUUUGUUCUCUUGUAAUCACGAAUCCUUUUUUUUUUCUUUAUAUUUUCCAGCCAACUUGUCUCCUAAUAUUGAAAUAUGUACCAUCUCAAAUAAAGUGUCUUCUGUUUGUUUUUUUUCUCCCGUUUUUAAAAUGAAAUAAAAAAAAAACAACAAAACACACAAAAUGAA